AAAACAGUGAGACAUCCGUCGUCACUUUACGGUCCCUUUGACUUUGAAAAGAGACGGUGUGUUUUCUGAGUAAAAAAGGCCAAAAAAAAAACAAUACAGAUGAUAUUUUUAUACAUCUUUUUGGUGCCAGUGAUCCUAUCCUGCAGUGGCCAUGGUUAUCGGAUCAACAGAACCGAAGAGGGAUAUCCCGUUUCAUUUUUGUCAGACUGUCCCGGUUCAAUGAAACCCACAGAAAUCGCUGAUAAUUUUAAACACAACAUUGAGAUAUACGUGUUUGGGUAUUACGCCCCACUUGGUGAAGGGCGGACCCGCAAAUACACGUACAACCAGGUGAAAGGGUUAGCGAAAGACCCUACGAUAGACUGGAACAGAAAAACGAUAUUGUACGUGCCUGGAUGGUUUGACAACAUCAAGAAUUUACCUAUAGCUUACGUCAUGAGGAAACUGUACAAACAAAUGGGAUAUAAUGUGUUGAUACUUGAAAUUAUUAAUUUCAUGACACAAGAAUGGCCCAUCGCAGCUCGUGCCAUGAUGGGUGUGGGCGAUCAGGUGGGUGAGAUGUUGGCCCGGCUGAAACGACACCAGCCUAAGUUUGAUCCUAAGAAGUUAGAGAUAACUGGCAUCAGUCUUGGAGGGCAAACUAUGGGCUUCAUUGCAAAGAGCUACUACAAUCGUACAGGUGUCAAAAUUUCAAGACUUACAGGAAUGGACUGUGCCGGUCCCUGCUUCAGAAACCGAGGACCUGAAGGCAGGGUUGACGAGAGUGACGCUGACUUCGUGGACUUGAUCCUAACAAACAUAGACACAUACGGAAUGGCUGCUCCAGUUGGCCACGUCAACAUUUACGUCAACGGUGGAGAAUACCAACCAGGAGAUGGAUAUUGGAUGUCAUGUGGUCCAUUCUGCAGUCAUUCUCGAAGUGUUCCCUUACAAAUGCUUUCUUUAUUAUAUCCAGAUUCAUUUAUAGCUAUAAAAUGCGACUCCGUUCAAGAUGCAAGAGACGGUAAUUGCUAUGAUAGGAAACCAAUGGAAACUAUAACUUUAGGACCGAAAAUGGAUAGAAACGCUAGAGGUAUAUAUUAUUUAGCUACAUCCAGCCAACUCCCUUAUUACAUGGGUGAAAGAGGAUUGAAAAAAGAAAAUGAUUUCGUUUUGAAAAAGUUGACUGCAAUGAACAAGGAUCUUUUGACAUAUUGAAACUAGGGAAUAAACUUCAUUAUAUGUUUAAAUCGAAAUAUUAAAUCCUUACGUAACCAUUACGGUAUAUAACGUUAUAUUUCUGUAUUAGAACAUAAAAUGUCAGCUUCUAAAACAAAUGGUUCUAUUAUGUUUUCAUUAGAUAAAAGUUUGUAUGUUGUCAAAUUCAAAUGCAUUGAUAAAUUAAAUGUAAACUAGGCCAUAUUUUUUUUACACGUAACACGCAGAUAUAAGAAAGUAAUGUUCUUAUAUCUGUGAUGUAACCAUUUAAAUAGUAAAUCCUUACACACAUACGAGUAGCAUAGUUAACAAAAAAUCUUUAAUGUGAGAACUGUUAUGACGAUUGGCUGUUGCGAUAAGUAUUAUGUGCAAUCUGAAGGCCUACUACGAAACUAUAACUACGUAGCACGUUAUUCCCUCUCUUUUUCCCAUAUAGUGAACGCAUCGUAUAAAAAAAGAACAUGUGGACGCAAUGACGUGUUUCAUGUUCCGUGGUAGACACCAUGACAGCGUUUAAUCACGCCGCGAGCGCAAUCUUGUGGACAAUCAAAAAUCCUUCACCCCAUAGCUCAAGAGAACUCAGAACAUCAAAUUCCCAGAAGCUCUGAAUGAGUACGUCUGGCUGGCUGUCCGCCAGUGCUGACUAGGGCGCCGGGCGCUCGGCUGCCAGAUGAAUUGUCAAAAUUUAUGAAAAAUAAUACAAAAUGUUUGAAUUGUAUCUUUUAAGAUUACUUUUAUACAAUAAUGUAGUAUAGGUAGAUAUAUUUAGGAAUUUAUUUAUAUGUGAAAAAUUAAAAACCAUAACAACAACCAUUUUAUUGAAUUCCUGGCAAAAAAUUAUGCCCGUGCUAUAAAUCUUUGAGGAGUACCCUCGUUCGGAGCCGUUCCUGAAUGUACUAUUAGGUCAUAUUUAUCAUAAUAAUGUGUCGUCAUGAAGACUGAAGCGAAAAUUUCAGCUCCGUAGUUCAAGUAUGUGAAAUUUUACUCGCAAGAUUAGAUUAUAGACAAACAUCAAGACAAGAAACUCAAUAAAAGCAUGUAAAAAUACAAGACACAGGUGAUGAUAACAAUAGCAGAAAAGAUUUAACUGAGAGUUUAAAGGAUUAAUGUGAUGUAUCCAACACAGAAACUCCUGUUAAUGAAGAUAUUCCAACUAUCCAAAAGAAAACCCGACAUACAAUGUGCGUGAUCUCAAUCCUAUGUAACAGCCCCUUGACAAUUGUUUGUUUUGGCGAUCGUCGACACUCUGAUUCGGAGUUUUAAUCGGAUUAUAAUGAAAGCCAUCUCCAUCUGUCAACAGAUGACGAUUUUUCAUACCAUAUGUUCGGGCGUAUCGAAUCUGGCUAUUUGGCUGUCUCUUUCAUCGGUCCGACCAAAAAAUUCUUGGGGAUACUGUCGUACCCAUAAUUCUUGGGCUUAGCAUCACGCAGGGAGGGACAGUUUCCCCCAAAGAAUGUCAUUACUGUACGUCCAGAUUUUACGAGAUCGGAUAGGACGUUACACGCAAUAAAAAUUGAGCAAUUAAUAUUAAUAAAGAAAGUAACUGUUCGCGCAAUGAUAUGGGUAAAAAAGAGAGGGCAGAUAGACCUUGGUACCAUGCUACGUGUUCUAUGUUUCGUGGCAUUUUGUAAAUUUCAUCGUUCGGUGUACAUACAAGGUACUUAUUUAUUGUAUAUAUUUUAUCUAUAUGCAAUAAAGGUUUGCAAACAACCAAA
This is a messenger RNA of Plodia interpunctella (Indianmeal moth), 2912 nucleotides long. RefSeq names its product lipase member H-A-like. The transcript is spliced from 4 exons. The record is from RefSeq and is a predicted model, not a curated record. Gene Ontology annotation, biological process: lipid catabolic process. Bases 100 to 1197 code for a protein of 365 amino acids. Gene Ontology annotation, molecular function: lipase activity. NCBI's taxonomy places the organism in Eukaryota, Metazoa, Arthropoda, Insecta, Lepidoptera, Pyralidae.